Molecule: messenger RNA, 2317 nt
Organism: Sclerotinia trifoliorum
Lineage: Eukaryota; Fungi; Ascomycota; Leotiomycetes; Helotiales; Sclerotiniaceae
Source: the annotation of a GenBank genome assembly
AUGUCGAGUAAUGGCGUCGGGGACUUCAGUUGGAAAAGAUCAGUGUAAGUUUUUCUUGGAGUAACAUUCAUAACGUAUUAGGGGGUUUUACUUUGUCUUUGUGGAGGAAGAUCUUAGAAAUUGACGAGUCAUCGUAUGCCAGGUUUUGGAUACUCUCCUCUUCGGUGUCAAUAUAUGCAAGCAAACUGCUAUUGCUAGAAAAUGGAUUUCGUAAGUCGAAGAGCAGCAAAUGUACUUACUCAGGCUGAUUUGAAGACAGAUUACCGUACAGCAAAAGCCCAUAACCAAAUUACGCAAAUAUUAAUCAUCAUUUAGCUCUAACUUUCUCUACAUCUUACUUCGGCCUCUGUUUAUCUAUCUUCACCAUCGCGUCACACUAUAAAGAAGGGACUGAUGUCCAGUGUACUACGAAAGUCUUUCGGCCCACUCAAUCAUGGAUUUGUAUGAUUCCGGCCUCAUUUGCUUCUGCAGUUGCUUUGCCAAUGUUCAUGGAGGCACUCAUACAUAUGUCAAGUCUUCCUGUUUUAGUCAUGCUCUUUGUGAGUGACAUCCUACAAAGUCAUAAACAUACCACUAACAAACCCCAGCCACUAAUCUAUCUAUCAGAAUAUCUUACUCUUUUCAUUUCCUUUUCAUCAACACUUUCUGCAAGACGCUUAUCCCUUGAAACAAUUGGCAUAACAAUUUUCACGACUUUAGUCCUAUACUAUGAGUGUCGUCUCACGGUUACAGGAAUUAUUUUUAGCAUUGGAGCUUUCAUUGUGGCCGGAUUUUCUAGAGCACUUUUCCUCAUGGCAUCUCAGAAACUGCAUGAUGACGAACAUAAGAUAUCGUCAUCCUACCAUGGUUACAUUUUAAUGACCACAACUUUUGGCUUCCUCAUAAGUGGCUCUUUAGCUUUUACUCAUGAGACCAAUUUACUGAAUCACUAUCUCGAUUCAGGCACUGUGGUUUUGUUUUUUAUCUCCUCCGCAAAUUUGGUUGGAGCAACAUUCGCUGGCAACAGUUUUCUUAUCUACUCUCAAUAUAUUGUUCAGUUCGAAAUAAUUGGGAUGCCAAGUUAUCCCUUUCGCUUUCUAAGGUUAUCGUUUCAGGAAUCUCUAGCAUUCUUAUUCUUCUGAUAUCACUGAUUUUUGGGCCCGUAUCUGUGGUAUCAUGGGUUCAGUUUAGUGCCUACUUUCUGGCCAUGUUAUGUCUUAUUGGAGUUUCUACAGUUCACAAAUUCUUCGAAAAGGUGUUCGAAUAUCUUCAACGUCAUGUUCUUUUCCGUCCAUGUGACCAGGAUCCAAGCCCCAUGCCGAAGAAGAAUUACGUGUCGGUUUUAAACAUCUCGCUCACUGCCUCGGCUGUAUUGUCUUUCUAUGCAUUAUCCCUAUCACAACUCCGUGGAUUGUCACCAGGACCAGCUCCCUCUUUCGAUAACUCAUACACUCCGGAACCAUCAUCAUUCGAUAUCGUGAUAAGCGCGUACACAGAAACACCCGAGUCAAUCGCACGCAUGCUACACGCCAUCAAAUCAACAUCAUACUUAUCUUCAAUUGAUCCCCGCGUUUUGAUAUACACCAAAGACCCCACUGUAUCCUUAUCCAUGUUGAAGAAUUCCACAGGCGUUGAUAUCGUUAAACGUCUACCCAAUCUUGGUCGCGAAGGAGGGACGUAUCUCAGUCAUAUUGUUAACGAAUGGGACCAUCUUGCGGCUCAAACCAUGUUCAUUCAAGCUCAUGCUCAUAAUAUUCGGGAGCUCAUACCUCGAAUCAACUCAUACUUGGUGCCGCAAACAGGAAUGUUGAGUCUCGGGUUUUCUGAAGCCACUUGCUCAUGCAACAAUUGUGGUGACAGGUUUGGAUGGAAAGACGACUGGUCUGUGAUCCCGAGUCUGUAUGAACGUAUUUACGACUCGAGUUGUUCCGAUUCCACCACAGUUCUUUUAUCAUACAAGGGGCAAUUUGUCGCAUCAGCCAAACGGAUUCGUGGAAUUAGUCGAGGAAUAUAUGAGGAGUUACUAUCCACGAUAACAAGUGAAAGUGGAUGGAGUCAUGAUCCACGAUUUGUGAACAAAAAUGAUUCCACUGACAAUCCUUCGUUCGGAUUUGCAGUCGAGAGAAUAUGGGGUCUGCUCAUGCAAUGUGCGACUGACGACCGAGUUUCAACAAAGUGUCCGUCUAUGCUCAGCGGGAUGAUUAGAGGAAGUGAUGUUGGGGAUUGUCAGUGCUUGGAUACAAAAUAAAUAUUUAUUGGUCACCCAUUUAAAGAAAGAUUGGUCUAAUUGGUAAUAUCUGGAGUUUGGUGUAGGCACCUGUAUAUAUUGUGGUUAAUG